AACGAAGGUAACGCCGCCAGUGGCGAAUAGCUCAAUUAUCAAAUAUGGCGAACCGCACGGUAAAAGACGCGAAAUCAAUUCGCGGCACUAAUCCGCAAUAUUUAGUUGAAAAAAUAAUAAGAUCUCGAGUUUACGAUUCGAAAUAUUGGAAGGAAGAAUGUUUCGCUUUAACUGCAGAAUUACUUGUCGACAAAGCUAUGGAAUUAAAAUUCAUAGGCGGAGUUUACGGUGGAAACGUCAAACCAACGCCAUUUCUAUGUUUAAUAUUAAAAAUGUUGCAAAUACAGCCAGAAAAAGAUAUCAUAGUGGAAUUUAUAAAGAACGAGGAAUUUAAAUAUGUUAGAGCAUUAGGUGCACUUUACAUGCGACUGACAGGUUCGUCAUUAGAUUGUUACAAAUAUUUGGAACCUUUGUUCAACGAUAAUAGAAAAUUAAGGAAACAAAAUAAGCAAGGUUUUUAUGAGCUGAUUCACAUGGACGAAUUCAUUGACGAGCUUCUACGUGAAGAGAGAUCGUGCGAUGUUAUUUUGCCAAGGAUUCAAAAGCGACAUGUUUUGGAAGAAAAUAAUGAAUUAGAAGCAAAAGUAUCCGCUUUGGAAGAUGACAUGGAUGAAGGAUUAGAGACAUCGGAGGAUGAAGACAUACCUCCUGUCAAAGAAGAAAAUCGCAAGAGAACGGAAGAUCAUGAGAGAGAUCGAGAGCGUCACAGAGACAGAGACAAGAGGCAUUCUCGUUCUGACAAAAAAUCUGAUAGAGAAAAGCAAAGAUCACGGAGCAGAGAUAGGGACAGAGAUAGGAGAGAACGUAAACGAAGUAAAUCACCAAAGACUCAUUCCUCUUCGCACAAAGAUAAAGACAGGGACAAGGAUAGACAUAGGCGAGACGACAGAGAUAGGGAUAGAGAUAGGGAAAGAGAAAGGGAAAGGGAAAGGGAUAGAAGAAGAGACCGUGAUAGAACUAGGCAUUGAAAUUAUGUGUGUGUGUGAAAGACUGCGUGUGAAAGAAUUUACAUUAAUAUUAUUUUUAAGAUACGUAUAAAUAAAAUCAAUCAUCUUU
Polistes canadensis is the source of this 1056-nucleotide messenger RNA. RefSeq names its product pre-mRNA-splicing factor 38A (gene Prp38). Gene Ontology annotation, cellular component: precatalytic spliceosome. The transcript has 3 exons. NCBI's taxonomy places the organism in Eukaryota, Metazoa, Arthropoda, Insecta, Hymenoptera, Vespidae. The record is from RefSeq and is a predicted model, not a curated record. The coding region runs from base 45 to 968 and encodes 307 amino acids.